Oryza sativa Japonica Group (Japanese rice) is the source of this 5521-nucleotide messenger RNA. Its product is annotated as probable leucine-rich repeat receptor-like protein kinase At5g63930. The record is from RefSeq and is a predicted model, not a curated record. Gene Ontology annotation, biological process: protein phosphorylation. Gene Ontology annotation, molecular function: protein binding; UDP-glycosyltransferase activity; protein kinase activity. NCBI's taxonomy places the organism in Eukaryota, Viridiplantae, Streptophyta, Magnoliopsida, Poales, Poaceae.
AGAGGGACCGCCCGCGAUCGCUACGCCUCGCAAGAGCUUGAAAGCGUGCUUGCCUGCCAUUUCCAGCUUCCAUUUCCUCCCCCUUCCAUCUCCAUCUCCAUCUCCCACCUCCGCCACCUCUUCUCCCCCCUCCCUCCACGGCGAGCCACGACGAGGUUUCUUCUCUCUUCCUCGCCCAUUCCUCCUCCUAAUACUACCACUACUAGCUCCCGCCGGUGGACGCGCCCGGCCCGACCUCGCCGUCGCAACGGUGCUCCAGCGUGCCAGCGGACAGCGGCGACCCAUCCGCGGCGGCGGCGGCGGCGAGAGAGCACGCGUCGGUGAGCGGUCGUAGAGAUGCGGCAGCGCACGAGGUCGUAGGGAGGGGGGGUUCGGCUCUGGUUCCACUGCGACCAUUGUGAAGGGAAGAUGGGCUCUGCGGCGGCGGCUCGCACGCCCUGGGCUCUGCAGCUCGGCGUGGCGCUGGCCUUCCUGCUGGCCACUACCUGCCAUGGCCUGAACCAUGAAGGCUGGCUUCUCCUGACGCUGAGGAAGCAGAUAGUUGACACCUUCCACCACCUUGACGACUGGAACCCCGAGGAUCCAUCGCCGUGCGGGUGGAAGGGCGUCAACUGCUCGUCGGGGUCUACGCCGGCGGUGGUGUCCCUCAACCUCAGCAACAUGAACCUGUCGGGCACCGUCGACCCGAGCAUUGGUGGCCUGGCUGAGCUGACUAACCUUGAUCUGUCAUUCAAUGGGUUUUCUGGCACUAUCCCUGCAGAGAUUGGGAAUUGCUCGAAGUUGACGGGGCUCAACUUGAACAACAACCAGUUCCAGGGCACAAUCCCCGCUGAGCUCGGGAAGCUGGCUAUGAUGAUCACAUUCAACCUGUGCAACAACAAGCUCUUUGGUGCAAUACCUGAUGAGAUUGGUAAUAUGGCAUCACUCGAGGACCUGGUAGGGUACAGCAAUAAUCUCUCUGGCUCUAUACCUCAUACUAUUGGUAGGCUUAAGAACCUGAAAACCGUCCGGUUAGGUCAGAAUGCAAUAUCUGGUAACAUUCCUGUCGAGAUAGGUGAAUGCCUCAACCUGGUGGUGUUUGGUCUUGCACAAAACAAGUUAGGAGGGCCAUUGCCUAAGGAGAUUGGGAAACUGACAAAUAUGACAGACUUAAUAUUGUGGGGAAAUCAGCUUUCUAGUGUGAUUCCCCCAGAGAUUGGAAACUGCAUAAAUCUUAGGACAAUUGCCCUUUAUGACAAUAAUCUGGUUGGGCCUAUUCCUGCAACAAUCGGGAACAUCCAGAACCUUCAGAGGCUAUACCUCUACAGGAAUUUAUUAAAUGGUACGAUUCCGUUAGAAAUUGGCAAUCUUUCUCUUGCAGAGGAGAUUGACUUUUCAGAGAAUGUUUUAACUGGAGGGGUACCAAAGGAAUUUGGCAAGAUACCACGAUUGUAUUUACUCUAUCUCUUCCAAAACCAACUCACUGGCCCUAUUCCUACCGAGUUGUGUGUAUUGAGGAAUUUGAGUAAGCUUGAUCUUUCGAUCAAUACACUCAGUGGCCCAAUUCCAGCCUGUUUUCAGUACAUGAGCAGACUAAUCCAAUUGCAACUAUUCAACAAUAUGCUGUCAGGUGACAUACCUCCAAGAUUUGGUAUCUAUAGCCGGCUUUGGGUGGUGGAUUUCUCAAAUAAUAAUAUAACCGGGCAGAUACCUCGAGAUCUUUGCAGGCAGUCGAACCUUAUUUUGUUGAAUUUGGGGGCUAACAAGCUGAUUGGGAACAUCCCCCAUGGAAUCACCAGUUGUAAAUCCUUGGUGCAGCUUCGUCUCGCUGAUAACAGUCUGACAGGAAGCUUCCCAACUGAUCUCUGCAAUCUGGUGAAUUUGACAACAAUUGAGCUGGGUCGAAACAAGUUCAAUGGUCCUAUUCCUCCUCAGAUAGGCAAUUGCAAGUCUCUCCAAAGGCUUGACCUAACAAAUAACUAUUUCACAUCAGAGUUGCCUCAAGAAAUAGGUAAUCUGUCAAAGCUCGUCGUCUUCAAUAUAUCAUCCAAUAGACUAGGCGGAAGCAUACCAUUAGAAAUUUUCAAUUGCACUAUGUUGCAACGCCUAGAUCUCAGCCAAAAUAGCUUCGAAGGUUCAUUGCCAAAUGAAGUUGGCAGCCUGCCUCAGCUGGAGCUGCUAUCAUUUGCUGACAAUAGGCUCUCUGGAGAGAUACCACCUAUUCUUGGUAAACUUUCACAUUUGACAGCUCUACAGAUUGGUGGCAAUCAAUUCUCUGGUGGAAUACCGAAGGAGCUUGGACUACUCUCAAGUUUGCAGAUCGCCAUGAAUUUGAGUUAUAACAAUCUCUCUGGCAACAUACCAUCAGAGCUUGGUAAUCUUGCAUUAUUGGAAAAUUUGUUUCUCAAUAAUAACAAGCUGACAGGUGAAAUCCCAGAUACCUUUGCAAAUCUGUCUAGUUUGCUUGAGUUCAAUGUCUCCUACAAUAAUCUCACCGGCGCUCUCCCCACUAUACCACUUUUUGAUAACAUGGCGUCAACCAGCUUUCUUGGAAACAAAGGACUAUGUGGCGGACAACUUGGCAAAUGUGGGUCUGAGUCAAUAUCUUCUUCCCAGUCAUCCAAUUCAGGCAGCCCCCCUUUGGGCAAGGUCAUAGCAAUUGUUGCUGCUGUUAUUGGAGGAAUUUCACUUAUUCUUAUCGUUAUAAUUGUGUAUCAUAUGAGAAAACCACUAGAAACAGUAGCUCCUUUGCAAGACAAGCAAAUAUUUUCUGCUGGGUCUAACAUGCAGGUUUCUACCAAGGAUGCAUAUACAUUUCAGGAAUUGGUUUCUGCCACAAAUAAUUUUGACGAGAGUUGUGUUAUUGGAAGAGGUGCAUGUGGAACAGUGUACAGAGCCAUCUUGAAAGCUGGACAGACAAUUGCUGUAAAGAAGCUGGCUUCUAACAGAGAGGGAAGCAACACAGACAAUAGUUUUCGUGCAGAGAUCCUUACUCUAGGAAAGAUAAGGCAUCGUAAUAUUGUGAAGUUAUAUGGGUUCAUCUAUCACCAGGGUUCCAACCUUCUGUUGUAUGAAUACAUGCCAAGAGGAAGCCUUGGGGAGUUACUUCAUGGGCAAUCUUCGUCUUCACUUGAUUGGGAGACACGCUUCAUGAUAGCCCUAGGAUCAGCUGAAGGGCUAUCUUACUUGCAUCACGAUUGCAAACCUCGCAUCAUCCACCGUGAUAUAAAAUCAAAUAACAUUUUACUUGAUGAGAACUUUGAAGCUCAUGUUGGUGACUUUGGAUUGGCAAAGGUGAUAGACAUGCCAUACUCAAAAUCAAUGUCUGCAAUUGCUGGUUCAUAUGGAUAUAUAGCACCUGAAUAUGCAUACACCAUGAAGGUUACUGAAAAAAGUGACAUAUACAGUUACGGCGUCGUACUGCUGGAGCUGCUAACCGGACGUGCCCCUGUACAACCAUUAGAACUGGGAGGUGAUCUGGUAACAUGGGUAAAGAAUUACAUCAGGGACAAUUCUUUGGGUCCAGGGAUUCUUGAUAAGAAUCUGAAUUUGGAAGACAAAACGUCUGUCGAUCAUAUGAUUGAGGUCUUGAAAAUUGCAUUGCUAUGUACUAGUAUGUCUCCAUAUGACAGACCACCGAUGCGGAAUGUUGUAGUUAUGUUAAGUGAGUCUAGAGAUAGGGCCAGGAUGAGCUCUUCAUCCUCGCCUGCUUCUGAUCAUUCUUCAAAGAAGGAUAACUUAUGAUGUAUUUAUAUAUGUUCUAGUCAGGGCAAUGCCCUUUUGCUCCCUCUCUCUCCGCAUCACUCUCAGCGUCCACUUCCACCGAAGUACCGAACACCCCGUCCCCAUCAUCACCUCACCAUGGCGGCAGAGGGAGAGGAGGCGAGGAGCCCGCACGUCGUGCUCUUCCCCUUCCUCGCGCACGGCCACAUCCCGGCCUUCCUCCGCCUCGCCGGCCACCUCCAGACGCUCCGCCCGGGCCUCGCCGUCACGCUCGUCUCCACCCCACGCCUCCUCGGCUCCCUCUCCCUCCCGGCCACCUCCCCUCCGAUCCGGCUCCACGCGCUCCCCUUCGCGCCCGCCGACCACGGUCUGCCCGACGGCGCCGAGUCCCUCGCCGACCUCCACGUCCACCAGUUCAUCACCCUCUUCCGGGCCUCCGAGUCCCUCCGCCCGGCCUUCGAUGGCUUCGUCGCUGGCAUCCGGCCCCCCGUCUGCGUCAUCGCCGACUCCUUCUUCGCGUGGACGGCCGACGUCGCGCGCGCGCGGGGCGCGUCCCACGCCGUGUUCCUCCCCGGAGGCGCCUUCGGCCACGCCGUCUUCUUCUCCGUGUGGGAGCACCUCCCGCACACCCUCACGGCCGGCGGCGACGAGUUCCCGCUGCUGCCCGACUUCCCCGACGUCGUCCUCCACCGCACCCAGAUCCCGCAGUACAUGCUCGCCGCGACGGGGGCGGACCCCUGGACGGCCUUCUUCCGGCGGGUCAUCCCGUGCUGCCGCAAGACCGACGCCGUGCUCGUCAACACCAUCCAGGAACUGGAGACCUCCGGGCUAGACAUGCUCAGAGCGAGCUUCGGCGUCCAGACAUGGGCGAUCGGGCCGAUCCUCGCGGCGCCGGAUCCUUCGAAAUCGCAGGACGACGACGACACCAGCAUCAUCCGGUGGCUGGACGCGCACCCGCGGCGCUCGGUGCUGUACAUCUCGUUCGGGUCGCAGAACAGCAUCAGCAUCCGUCAGAUGGCGGAGCUGGCGCUGGGGCUGGAGGCGAGCGGGCGGCCGUUCGUCUGGGCCGUCCGGCCGCCGGUGGGGUUCGACCCCAAGGACGGAUUCGAUCCCGGGUGGCUCCCCGCCGGAUUCGAGGACCGGAUGGCGCGCGCAGGCAGGGGGCUGGUGGUGCGCGGGUGGGCGCCGCAGGCGCGGAUCCUGGCGCACCCGUCCACGGGCGCGUUCCUGACCCACUGCGGGUGGAACUCCAUCCUCGAGAGCCUCCGCCACGGCGUGCCGCUGCUCGGGUGGCCGGUGGGGGCCGAGCAGUUCUUCAACGCGAUGGUGGUGGUGGAGUGGGGGGUGUGCGUGGAGGUGGCGCGCGGGAACCUGGAGAGCUCGGCGGUGGAGAGUGGGGAGGUGGCCGAGGCCGUGGGGGCGGUGAUGGGGGAGACGGAGAAGGGCGAGGCGAUGAGGAGGAAGGCGGGGGAGAUCGCGCGCGCGAUGGCGGCGGCGUGGGAGGGUCCGGCCGGGUCGUCGGCGGCGAGCUUGGAACGGUUUCUCAGAUGCGUUGAGGCAUCGGCGCUCCGAGAUUCGUGCUUGGGUGCUUCGUGAUUGGUGCAGCGCGAAAACCACCCGUGUCAAUGUUGAUGUGAAUUCUCUUUCUAAUUUCUGAUUUCUCUCGGUUUAGAUAUUCUGUUAGACGUGUAUAUUUAUCUCGGUUUGGACGUAGUAUGUUCAUAGUAAGAAUCACAACUCAAGGGGAAGAUUUUGUGGUGUUAGAGUAGGGGAAAGAACAAAAUUGUCACUAAAGAAAAAUAACCCAUGUUAGAAAAUA